UAAUUUUAGUCGUGUAUAACACAUUGUAAGAACAAGAUGUUUCUAAAAUUCGUGACUUUGGUAAUAACAAUCUGUGUGACAUUCACGUCCUGCACAUCGGAGGCUCGAAUCAAACGUCAACAGUUUAUUCCGUUAGAUGCUUGCACUGUUUCACAUCAAGAAAUUGAGGAAUUGAUUCGCCUCACUAAGAAUCUUAAUUCGACUACGGAAAGUAUACCAAUUGAUACUCGAUUGGGAUUCGAUACUGAUGCCAACCUUGAAAAUGUUGAUAAAUGUGCCAAGCAACUAACGCAAUUCCGCGGAACACUGCAAACAGUAAUUCGAAACUACAAAUCAAUUAACCGAGAUACUAUGAAUCAAGCCCAAUAUGAGCGAGCCAAAGCUCGUUACCAAACAGAUAUACAACGUCUUUUACGUAGGAUAGAUAAUCUGAAAAGAGAUGUGGAGGACAGAUAUCGAAAUGAAGUGGAAAAUUUGCGCAACAAUAUGCAACUAUUCAAGGUGCAGCUUGACGAAAAUCUUCACUUACUAGAACAAGAACGUGCCAAAACUAAAGCCACCCUUGAACGAUUAUGUAUUGCAAACAUUAGAGCUGGUAGGAUAAAGGAUGCAGUUGACAAUUUCCGUGAUCUUGAUGAUUUUCCAUAUCAACGGAUUGUUACUGAGGUGUACGAAAAUGAUCCGAGAAACGCAGAUCUUUUGCUUAAUUUCUUAGAAGUAAUGGAUCUCAGCUAUAAGCCAGUUCGUGGAUAUGAAACAUUGUUCGAACACAUGAAGCGCCACAACCAACUAAAUGGAACUGAAGGCCGUCGAUUACUAACACAUAUCAUGGCCCUGAUAACGGUGGAUGAUGAAAAUGCUCGACGAGCGUCGAAUUUGUUAAAAGUUUAUAAGACAAAUGUUUAAAUCCACAUACACGGUUAUCUGAUAUCUGAUGGUUUUGGUGAAAUAGAAUGACAUAGUUUGACAUGUUUAGUGAUACUUUGCACCAAAUUUUGCUUUUGCUAGAGAGAUACGUAUUAUUUCGAUAGGAAAAUUGAGCAAAAAUUUGGGUGAUGCAGAUAAACCAUGCUAAGUUUGUGUAUUAUUUUACGAUUCUGUUCAUAUCCAAAUUUGUGUUAGAUAGCGAAAUGUACAGUCGGAUUCGGAAAAUUAUUUUCGUUUCUUCUAUAGGGUAGCUCAAUAGCAGAGCAGUGCUAGGGAUCAGAAAUCAAAUCAUGUCCAUGAGGGAUACUAUUUCGCAAAUGCCAUUCAUGGGUAGUUUUCUCUUACUGAUAAAUAUAUAAACAUGUAGAUGUCCUAAUGAAAAAAAUGAAAUGAAAAAAAAAACAAACUAACAUUAUUAGUCAUGAAAUCUCACGUAUCAUGUUCGCUGCUUUACUUGGAAGCGUAGGUUAUAAAGGAAUGUUAAUAUAUUUCCACUCUUAUUAAAUUUA
This is a messenger RNA of Malaya genurostris, 1436 nucleotides long. RefSeq lists its product as uncharacterized. The transcript has a single exon. The record is from RefSeq and is a predicted model, not a curated record. NCBI's taxonomy places the organism in Eukaryota, Metazoa, Arthropoda, Insecta, Diptera, Culicidae. The coding region runs from base 37 to 906 and encodes 289 amino acids.